GGCGGCCGGCAGCUGGCGCGGCGGCGGCGGCGAGGCCGGGAUGGGACGGGCGCUGGGACGCAGGAGCCGCGGAGGCGGUGGCGGCGGCGGCCGGGGCCACGCCACUCGGGCCAAGCGCAGGGCCGCCGGCGAGGGCGCGGGGCGCUGAGCCUGGACCCCGCUCUCCUCCGCGCCUGGCGCAGCCCAAGAAGCGCCGCCCGCCUGCGCCCGGGAAGAGCCAUGUCCGCAGCCCCGGCGUAGCCCCCCGGUCGCUCCCGGGAGCCGCGGGCCGGGCCGGGCGCGCGACCGGAGCAGCGCCCCCCGCGCCCCCGCGCGCCGAGGACCAUGCCGCCCCCGGGCCGGGCGCCGCCGCUCGGGCUGCUGCUGGCGCUGACCGCGCUCCGGUGCCCAGGGACGGAGGGCCGCGGGGUGGCCGACAGCCUGCAGCGCUUCUCCUCGCUGCCCGCCUACCUCCCCGCCCGCAUCCAGCUGGCGGGCGCCGACCAGGCCUUCUUCCUCAAGGAGGCCCCCCAGGACGUGACGGGCAACGCCAGCCUGCAGGCGCGCGCGGAGCCCUUCUUCGUGUUCCGCGCCCGCUCGGCCCCGGCCGUCAACGCCAGCUACGGCCCGUUCUCCGCGGAGCAGCCGGUGCCACGGGAGCUGCUGCUGACCGCCCCGGCCUUCCCCGUCCCCCCCGACGGCUUCCCCUUGAACUGGAGGCUGCGGGCCCACGUCCUGGGCAGCGCCAUCUACUCCAACCGGCCCAAGGUGCAGACGCUCUUCUACGUCACCGGCCGGGACUGGGGCGCCGGCGACCCCGGGGACACCCUGCCCUGCGUCAAGAUGUUCGCCUUCCCCGAGGCCCGGGAGGUGGCGGCCAGCUGCCGGCUGCGGGGGGCGCCGGGGCUGUGCGUGGCCGAGCUGGAGCUGCUGCCCGAGUGGUUCAGCUCGGGGCUGGACCUGGAGCCCGAGGAGGAGAUCCCGGCGCUGCUGGGAGGCACGGCCCUGGAGCUGUUCUUCACGCUCUACCCCGCCGACCCGGCCGGCCGCUGCCCCCUGGACGAGGAGGGCAAGUGGGCCAACCACAUCCACGCGGGCCCCGAGGCGCCCCCGCCCGCGCCGCCCGCCCGCCAGCGCAUCGGCAGCGUGGUGGUCUACCCGACCCAGGACGACCUGCGCUGGUCGCCGCUGCGCCUGGACCGGAACGUGGUCCUCUCCGUCCCGCUGAACCUGGUCCGCGAGGGGGGCACAGCCACCUUCCUGGUCUCGCUGGCUGGCGGCGCCGUGGCCGACCACUUCACGCUCAGGAUCAAGGCCGCAGCAGGUGUGAAGAUCGUGGCCGUGAGGGUCAGCAGCGAAGAGCAGUGGGCCGUCCAGGAGGAAAUCGACAACAGCGGCGCUCAGGCCACGGCCACCCUCACCUGUGCGGGCCCCCACCCGGACCCGCAGGGCAGGGUGAACGGCUCCCUCGCGGAGAUCCUGCAGGUGGACCUGGGAGUGGACAACAGCAGCGGCCUGGCCGGGGCCCAGCCCGUCACGUGGCAGGUGGAGUACCCGGAGGAGGACGCGGCGGGCGAGCUCGUGGUCUCCGAGAUCUUCGUCAGCCAGACCAGCUUCGUGGGCAUCGUCCCCCUCGCGAUGGACACGGAGAUCCUGAACACGGCCAUCCUGACCGGCCAGGCCGUCUCGGUGCCCGUCAAGGUCGUGGCCGUGCAGGAGGACGGCUCUGUGGUGGCCGUGGCCGAGGCCCUGGAGUGCAGGUCCGCGGACGAGGACGUCGUGAAGGUCUCCGAGCGCUGUGACUCCGUGUUUGUGAACGGCAAGGAGAUGAGGGGCCGUGUGGACACGCCCGUGAGCUUCACCCACCAGCACUUCACCGCCCAGUUGGAGGUCACGGUCUGGGCGCCCCGGCUGCCCCUGCAGAUCGAGAUCUCGGACACGGAGCUGAGCCAGGUCAAGGGCUGGCGGGUCCCCGUGGCGCCCAACCGGAGGCCCACACGGGAGAGCGAGGACGAGGAGGACGAGGAGAGGAAGGGGCGCGGGUGCUCGCUGCAGUACCAGCACGCCCUGGUGCGCGUCCUCACGCAGUUCGUGGCCGAGGCGCCCGACCCGGGCCGGCUGCGCCCCCUGCUGGGCCCCGACUGGCAGCUGGACAUCACCGACCUGGUGGCCGGCUUCCUGACGGUGGAGGAGCCGCGGGUCGCGCAGCUGCAGGGCGGCCGGACGCUGGCGGGCCGCGAGCCGGGCAUCACCUCCGUGCAGGUCCUCUCGCCGCUGUCGGACUCCAUCCUGGCCGAGAAGACGGUGACGGUGCUGGAGGACCGCGUGGCCAUCGCUGACCUGGGCGUGCAGCUGGUGGCCGGGCUGUCGCUCUCCCUGCAGCCGCACCGGGACGACCGCCGAGCCAUCGUCGCCACGGUGACGGCCCAGGACGUCCUCCAGGCCCCCGGGCAGGAGGCGAUCGUCAGCUCCUGGAUCCUGUUCAGCGACGGCGCGGUGACCCCCCUGGACAUCUACGACCCCCAGGACUUCUCCGUGUCCGUCUCGUCGCUGGACGAGAUGGUGGCGUCCGUGCGGCCGAACCUGCAGCCCCAGUGGCCGGUGGUGGCGGCGGAGGGCGAGGGCCAGGGGCCCCUGGUGAAGCUGGAGAUGCUCAUCAGCGAGCCCUGCCAGAAGACCAAGAGGAAGAGCGUCCUGGCCGCCGGCAAGGGCCACGUCAAGGUCAAGUUCGACCCCCACGUGGACCGGGGCCACGGAGCCACCAACGACAUCGAGGGCGUGAGCCGGGAGUACCAGGACCCCCUGAGCAACUCCAUCCCGCGCGGGGGAGGCCGGGAGCGGGCGGCCCCGGGGUGGCCCCCCCACGGCGCCCCGGCCGGCCACCGGGACAGCGCCAACCGGAGCGCCACCCCGCCGCCGCCCCCCCUGGGGAGGAAGGACGCGAAGCGGCCCCCGGGCGGCGGUCCCGACGCCUUCACGAGCUUCCCCACGCAGGGGCGGUCGCAGGGGCCCAACCCCGCGGCCGGCGAGCUCACGGCGGCCUCCCGGGGGCUCUCCGACCUGGAGAUCGGCAUGUACGCGCUGCUGGGCGUCUUCUGCCUGGCCAUCCUCGUCUUCCUGGUGAACUGCGUGGCGUUCGCCCUCCGGUACCGGCACAAGCGGUUCUCCGUGAGCGAGCAGGGCGCCCUCCCGCACUCCCACGACUGGGUGUGGCUGGGCCACGAGGUGGAGCUGCUGGAGAGCCCGGUGGACGUGACGCUGCCCUCGGAGGAGUGUGCCCCGGGGCUGGACCGGGGGCUGCCCUUCGAGGAGGGGAGCUUUCUCCUGAACGGGGGCUCCCAGGAGGCGCUGCCCAGCCAGCUGCUCCGGCCCCCCGAGUACGUCUACGAGAAGGACCCGCGGCGCCCGCCCGCCACCCCCUCGGCCCCCAAGAGGAAGCGGGUCAAGUUCACGUCCUACACCACCAUCCUGCCCGAGGAGGGCGGCCCCUACACCGACUCCAUCCUGUUCCACGGCGAGGACAGCAUCAAGUGGGUGUGCCCGGACCUGGGGCGGGGGGACCCCCGGGACUUCCGGGACUACAUGGAGAGGCUGCGGGACCAGAUGUGAGCACAGCACGUGUGUGCGUGCGUGGGAUUCACCUUUAUGCCUUCUGUUUUCGCGGUCGGGGGGGCAGGGCGGGCGGCGGGCGCAUGGGAUGGGACGGCGCGGUGUCUGCAGGGGGGUCCCACCGGAGCAGGGCAGAGCGCCGAGAGUAGAGCUGCUGGGGUGUUUUUUAAAAAAAAUAAAUUUUUAUUGAUUUCAGAGGGAGAGGGAGAGAGAAACAUCAAUGCUGAGAGAAGCAUGGAUCGGCUGCCUCCUGCACGCCCCGCACUGGGGAUCGAGCCCGCAGCCCGGGCAGGUGCCCUGACGGGGAAUCGAACCUUGACCUCCUGGGGUUUAAGUUGGGAAAUGUCUCUGAAACGGCCGCCCGUGGGUCCCGGAGAAAUGCUCCCACGAGUCUUACCCGCUGCCUGGUCCCGGCUCCGUUCCGACCGGACAGACCCAGCCCAGAGGACAUGGCCUGUCGCCCCGGACGCACGCUGGGCCGGCGACGCGGGGAGGACUCGGUGUGACUUGUCCAGCCCUGGACCCUCUGAAGCACAGCGGGCGCCCUGGCCUGGCCUGGGAUGGACGCCCCCUGCCCUGGCCUGGCCUGGGAUGGACGCCCCUGCCCUGGCCUGGCCUGGGAUGGGCGCCUGGAAGCUGCUGACGGUGCCCCCCGGGGCGCGCGGCCGGCUCCCUCAUUUCCACCCGCCUCUGCAGCCGCCUCCUGUGACCUCGCCGGCCUUUGGGAAACAUGAAGAAAAGAAAUGUCUUUGUUUCCCCUCUGACAUCCGUUCGAUUUCCACGCGUCCCAGUCACGCCCGUGCUCCCGCGUGGGGUCCGGGAGUCUCCCGCGUCCGGUUUGCUGUCUCCCUGUCCCCCACGCUCCACCCCCCGGGGCGCCGGGCGCUUCCCCUCCCCCGUGUCCCCUCCGUCUCGUUGUGGACCCGCUGGUGUCGCGGGACAUGGGCUCUCGGAAGCUGUGGCUGUGCCGGGAGGGCGGGCGCGUCCUCCUGGUUUUCUACGCGGAACCGAACGCUGCAGAACAGUCGUGACCCGCAAACAGCGCUUCGUCUCCUGCGAGUCGGGGUUCGCGGGGAGCCCCCCACCCCCCAGCGCAUCUCUGGGGCUAGAAGAGCUCCCCACGGUGCAGCGGCCGCACCGACCCCACAGUGAAACCAACAGACACGGCAAGGAGCUCGCACAGGAGCUCGCGUCAGGUUAAACUUCCCGUUUUCCCGGAACAAAAACCAUUUUUACCAGGCGGGGUGACGUUUUAACUCAGCGACAUGCAGGAAUCCUCCCCAGACCAUCCUCCCCCAACGUCCCCCAGCCACGGCUCCGGUGGGGAGAGAGCCGACAGGGUGCGACCUGCGGGCGUCCGGCCGCUCCGUUUAACCGACGGAGGCCUGAGCUCAGCGGCCGGCCCCGCGCCCGCCGGGGUUUCGGGGUUCAUGGCCCAGAUGCCUGAGCAAUGGGUCCCGCAGGAUGCACCGUGGGCGAGUCCCCACCUCGGCCCCCCCCUCCGCCCCCCGCAUCCCCCCAAACCCAGACGCCAGCGGCUCGGGAGGGGCCUUGGGCUGUGGACUCUGAGUCGGGGGUGGGGGUACGUGCUCCCAGGGGCCCAGGUGACCUGACAGCCGAGAGGUGACCCAGUUCCCAGAGCGCCCCGGGGAGCGGCCUGGAGAGAAGCAGGAGCAGCCACGUGGAGGCCUGGAGGCCGGGGUCCCCCAGCUGCGGCCCCAGGAGGGAACCCUGAUCUCUCGGCUGUCGUAUCUCACCCACUGGGCGGACUGGAAUGACCCCUCUACACGGACGGGGUGUCUAUGCACAGACCCCCACGCGGGGAAGCGGGGUUCACGCCUGCCCCCCACACCGUCCACCGCAGGAGGUGCCUGACGCACUUGUCAGUCUCACCAAGUCGGCUGCUGUGGGUGUCCUCAGCUGUCUGUCCGCUGUGUUAGAGUGGGUCUCUGAUGUUGGGGUGCGCCCCCCCAGGCUCUGUCUGUCUGUCUGUCGGCGGGGACACUCCGCUGCCCUCGGUGGGUCCCCCCUGUCGCCCCCCCCCCCCGGGGUUUUCUGCUCCAAUCAUCUCAAAAAUGGUCUCCAUUCUCCGUUCUGGUCUCUGUCCACCACGUCCCGGUGGCCCGCACGCCCAGCAGCCGUCCCGCCCACAACGCACACACGUGUGGGGUGACCCGUGUUCCCAGGCAUGGAAGGGACCGGGGGCGGAGUCAUGCUAACACAUGGACAGCAGAGAUGCCUGUAUGUCAUGUAAGCAGCACACGGAACACUCCAGGCGUGUGGGGAUACGCACCUUUCAAAUACGAGCACGCAGAGCCGUAGCGCUGACAGGUGCAGGCGUGGGGCUCGGCGUGUGGCCUGAUGGCGGGACGCGUGCAGGCAGCACCGCGAAGGGCGUGGAGUCCGGGAGGUGCCGGGGAGGGGAGGGCGCGUGGGACGGUCGCUGGGACCUGCCGGGACGUUUCAGUCUCACGCGUCAUGACGUCUGGGUUGUUCUUUCCUUUUCCUUUUCUUUUUUUCUGGAACCAUUUCAGAAAUAAAGUGACCCCAUCUUCCAGCAUAAAGUAUAUUCUAACCACAGGGUAGCGCUCCUUUUUAACAUGGAAAUAAACGUUGAGACCUUC
Molecule: messenger RNA, 6212 nt
Organism: Myotis myotis
Lineage: Eukaryota; Metazoa; Chordata; Mammalia; Chiroptera; Vespertilionidae
Gene: TMEM132B
Product: transmembrane protein 132B
Exons: 9
Coding region: 325-3588 (1087 amino acids)
Source: RefSeq, a predicted model, not a curated record